AUGGGCUCACUCCCCGAUGCAUCCCACGCUGUGCGUGUCCUCGUUCUCGGCGGCUGCUAUGCAGGCCUGUCUGCUGCUGUCAAUCUGCUCGAUCUGAGCCAGGGAUACUCGCCCCGCAUGAGCUCCGAGCCUUACAUCCACCACCCCAACUUGCCUCACUUUGACAUUGAGAUUACCAUUGUCGAUGAACGAGAUGGCUACUACCACUUGAUCGGCUCGCCUCUGGCCCUGGCCGAUUCGGAGUACGCCAAGAAGAACUGGGUCAAGUUCUCGGACAUUCCUGGACUUGACUCCCCGAGCAUCAAGAUCAUCCAGGGCUCCGUCACCGACGUUGACCUUACCUCCAAGACUGCCACCGUCGCGGCCUACCUCACCCAGGAGAAGAGCACCCACCAGUAUGACUACCUUGUCUCUGCCACCGGCCUUCGACGUGUCUGGCCUGUUGUUCCUCAGUCCUUGACCCGCAAGCAGUACCUGCUCGAGGCUGAGAACCACAUCCAGGCUGUCAACCACGCCAAGGAUGGCGUUGUUGUCGUUGGUGGAGGUGCUGUCGGUAUUGAGAUGGCUGCCGAGCUCAAGAUGGUCAAGCCCCACGUCAAGGUGACCCUUGUCCACUCUCGAGACAAGCUUCUGUCCUCUGAGGAUCUCCCUGAUGAGACCAAGGACGUUGCUCUUGAGCUCCUUCUCGAGUCUGGCGUGGAGGUUCUCAUGAACCACCGCCUAGCUUCCACCAAGAAGAUUGAGACCCUUGACGGCAGCGACAAGCACGAGAUUGAGUUCACCAAUGGCCACAAGAUGUUUGCCAGCGAGGUCAUCAUGGCCAUCUCGAAGAGUGUCCCCACCUCCAAGUACCUGCCCGCCGCGGCUCUUGAUGAGGAGGGAUACGUCAAGAUCAAGCCCAACCUGCAAUUUGAGGAUGGAACUCCCAACAACGAGUACCACUUUGCAGCUGGCGACAUCGCCAAGUGGUCCGGUAUCAAGCGCUGCGGUGGUGCCAUGCACCACGGCCACUACACUGCGCAGAACAUCCACCAGCACCUCAUCAGCCACCGAACUGGCGAGGCUCCCAAGUACCAUGAGCUUAACCACUUCCCCCCCGUGAUCGGUCUUGCUGUCGGCAAGAAGGCCGUCGCCUCCAGUCCUGACUCUGGCACCAUCUCGGGCGAGGAUGUUGCUCAGGCCUACUUCAGGGAUGAUCUUGGCUGGACAAUUUGCUGGAAUUACAUGCAGCUCGGUGGGCGCAAGACUGAUGAGGCUAAGGUCUAG
Molecule: messenger RNA, 1266 nt
Organism: Fusarium vanettenii 77-13-4
Lineage: Eukaryota; Fungi; Ascomycota; Sordariomycetes; Hypocreales; Nectriaceae
Exons: 4
Coding region: 1-1266 (421 amino acids)
Cellular component (GO): cytoplasm
Molecular function (GO): flavin adenine dinucleotide binding; electron-transferring-flavoprotein dehydrogenase activity
Source: RefSeq, a predicted model, not a curated record